Molecule: messenger RNA, 645 nt
Organism: Magallana angulata
Lineage: Eukaryota; Metazoa; Mollusca; Bivalvia; Ostreida; Ostreidae
Exons: 5
Coding region: 1-630 (209 amino acids)
Source: RefSeq, a predicted model, not a curated record
AUGGGGCAUGACGUGGAUGUAGCCGCUAACAAUGACAGAGUCCGUAUAGAACCAUAUGACCCCACGGUCACCACCUGGGACACUGAAACCUACUGCUCCCCAAAUGCCGAACCAGGUUUAGAAGAGUAUAACGUCAUCGUUACGCAAGGAAAAGAAGACGAAGUCAAACAGUGGUGCCCCAUUCCAAUGCUUGGAACAUUUACCUAUUCACAUAACGAUGGAAGUACUCUCACGUGUGCAGCAAGUUCUCUUCUAAGCGUGUGUGAUGCGUGGACAACGAUGACAUUUGACUACACUAAAUGCUCCACAGUUCAAGCUUUCUCAAGUGAAGGUGUUGUAAACUGUAUUGACACCGUGAAGAAAGGCUCCGUUUACUACACUACUGUUAUCAACCCAGGAUCCGUAGACAAUGUGGCCACCAAGAGAUUUACCUGCUAUUCCUUCAGCGAAUCCGGCUAUCAAGUACAUAUGAGUGAUAGUGCAAGCGGGUGUAACAAAGAUCAGGUACCAACAGUCAAACAGACGGAUGGCAGCGGGACUCUUACCCUAACCAAGCAAAGUAAACCCUUUCAGCUGUUUAGAUAUGUAUCAGAAUUUAGCCGUGCAUAUUAUAUUUCAUCACCACAUUAAAUUGGUUUCUUUUUC